AUGUAUGGGAGCACUGGAAGGGCAUCAUUGGAAAUGGCUGCAAAUGCAAGCAUACAAGCUUUCCAGAUUUCUAUUUACAACGAUUCUGAGAAUGAUUCGCAACUAAAUGAACAAUUCCCGCAACCAAGUGAACAAUCGGAAAAUCAUGGAUCUACAAUAGGCAACUCAGCAAAUAGGCCGAAACCAAAAAAAAAGAAAUGAUGACAGUCUCGUCAACAGUGUUCUUCAAUCUGUGAAUGACCAUUUUAAACGUCCCAGGGGUGAAGUUAGGGAAGAUCGUCACGAUAUUUAUUACAAGUCUGUUGCGAGUAAAUUACGGGACUUGCCAAGGCAACAAAGAAUACUCGUUGAAAAACUAAUAAACGGUGUCUUAUUUGAAAGCUCAGUGGGGUAAUUUGACUCUA
Molecule: messenger RNA, 404 nt
Organism: Acanthoscelides obtectus
Lineage: Eukaryota; Metazoa; Arthropoda; Insecta; Coleoptera; Chrysomelidae
Source: the annotation of a GenBank genome assembly